AUGGCCGAAGAGAAGAUCGUGAACACCCAAGUGGAUGGCGGGAGCGAGAGAGGAAUCUCGAAAGCAAACGUCGACCCGGUUUCUCACAUUGAAAUGGGAGGUGAUGACCUGAAGAAAGAUCACGUCGACUACAACCGUAUCGACGCGGAAGUUGCUAAGUACACCAGCGAUGUCGCCAUUCAUAUCACACCAGAAGAGAACUCCAGGCUCAAGAGACUCAUCGAUAAACGAGUCCUCAGUAUCAUGGUCUUCACCUACUUCCUCCAGGCUCUCGAUAAAGGAACCAUGAGUUUCACAUCCAUCAUGGGUGUCAAAGAAGAUCUCCAUCUCGUCGGACAACAGUUCUCUUGGUUGACGACCUGUAUCUACAUUGCCAUCCUCUUUGUCGAGUAUCCCACCAACUACAUGAUUCAACGUCUUCCAAUCGCCAAGUAUUUAGGUUCAUCCAUCAUUAUCUGGGGAGUCGUUCUGGCCCUUCAUUCUGUGGCUAAGAAUUUCACCCACAUCCUUGUCCUUAGAACUUUACUCGGUAUUUUCGAGGCAGUUUGUCAGCCGGCUUUUGUUUUCUUGAGCUCUAUGUGGUACAAACGAGAGGAGCAGGCAGCUACUGUUACAUACUGGUACAUGAUGAACGGUAUGCAACAAAUCGUCGGCGGUCUUCUAGCCUACAGUUUCUCCCUCAUCAAAUCCGCGCCAAAAGGCAACUCGCCCCUCAAAUCAUGGCAAGCAAUCUUCAUCACCUACGGAUCCUUCUCCGUUCUUUGGGGUAUUGUUGUGCUCUGGUGGAUGCCUGACUCCCCCAUGCGCGCGAAGUGCUUCAGCGAAGAAGACAAGAAACUCAUGGUCGAACGUGUCCGUUCCAAUCAAACCGGCGUGCAAAACAGACAGUUUAGAAGAUAUCAAGUCGUGGAAGCUUUCAAAGACCCACAGAUGUACUGUUAUUGCUUGAUUGCCAUUUGCACCACACUUCCUACCAGUGGACUCGGUGCUUUUGCCAAUAUCAUUAUCAAGGGCUUCAAGUUUACGCUGCUUCAAACACAGCUUCUCGCUAUGGUUUUGGGUGCUUACAUCAUUUUGGUGCUGCUUAGCAGUAACUGGAUUAUCAAGAGAACAGGACAAAACGUUCUCGUCAUGAUGGUCUAUGUCAUUCCCUCCUUCGUCGGCACCAUAGUCCUCAUGACCGUUCAAAACACAAGCAAAGCAACCCAAGGCGGGCUCCUCUUCUCAUACUACCUAGUCCUCUCUUUCUGGGCCGCCCAAACCGUCGCCAUGUCCCUCAUCUCCCGCAACAUCGCAGGUCAAUCCAAGAAAACCAUCGUCGUAGCCGCGAACUUCAUUUCUUGGGCCACCGGAAACGCUAUCGGUCCCCAAGUCUUCCUCGCCUGGGACGAACCCCGCUACUUCAUCGCUUUCGCUACACACAUGGGCUGUUACUGCCUCCUUGUGCUCGUUCUCAUCUUCCUCAGAUUUUACCUGAAGAGCCAGAAUGCGAAGAAAGAUCGUAUUCAAGCGGAGCGUGCGGCUUCGGGGAUUGGGGGCGUGGAUGUGGAUAUGGUGCAUGCGUUUGAUGAUUUGACGGAUCAGGAGAAUAUGAAUUUCAGAUAUGUUUAUUAG
Glarea lozoyensis ATCC 20868 is the source of this 1614-nucleotide messenger RNA. RefSeq names its product MFS general substrate transporter. NCBI's taxonomy places the organism in Eukaryota, Fungi, Ascomycota, Leotiomycetes, Helotiales, Helotiaceae. The record is from RefSeq and is a predicted model, not a curated record. Bases 1 to 1614 code for a protein of 537 amino acids. Gene Ontology annotation, biological process: transmembrane transport. The transcript has 5 exons. Gene Ontology annotation, molecular function: transmembrane transporter activity. Gene Ontology annotation, cellular component: membrane.